UAGAUUCGAACAAAAGAAAAAGUCAAAAUAAUAUUGUGUUUAAAGAGGUUGUGAUAUCAGAAAAAUAAUUGUAUAAUGUGAGUGACAUAGUGUAAUAAUCAAUGUCAUUGUAAUUGCAAUGAUUGAAGAUUAAGAAUGAUGGAGCAAUUCAUUUCGCAUCUCAAAAUUGUAAAAUAGAUCUAAUAAAUUAAAUGAUUAUGCUUUGAGAAAUUUAAUGGAAAUGUUCUGACUGAAAUAAAUAGUCAACUUCUAACGUGUAUUGUUCUGAGUUCAUGACUUAUUAAAUCAAGAAGUGGACUGUUCUUAUUGCUUUUAUCAAACAAAACUAUUCACACAACUUCAAGUGUGCUGCUGUGACACACCCUAGACACACCAUGUUUCAAGCUUCACUGCUCACUUAGAUGGAAAUAAUGAGGAGAUGAGAUCAGGUCCGGACCCUCCCCACUCACUGUUGCAGGACUCAGAAGAAUUAUUCAAAGACUUAAGUCAAAUGCAGGAAACGUGGCUAGCUGAAGCUCACUGUACAACUGAUCAGGAGCAGUUCAGAAGUAGGGAAGAGUUGCGUCAUCCGGCUGACAGUGCAAAGAUGACGUCAUCGGACAAAAUUGAGGCGAACGUGAACUCUGACCUUCAGCCUCUAUGCUCCUCCUUUGCUAAAAGCACCAGCUCUUCAAAUCAAGUCGGGGUAAAAGUAGGUCACGGGUCAAUGGGGAACGCCCUGCACCUAAACAACGCCAACGGUAUUAGUAACAAUAACAACACAAUAUUACACGGUAAAUACGGCUACCACGAUGGGGCGCCGUUCGCCCAGGCUUGUUUCGAUCACAGCGACUCACCUUCCCCGUCUUCUUCCGUUGCCUCCUCUGCUUCAUCGGAAAAGGACCUCAUGCCCGCUGGUGCGCUGACGCCUAUAUCGUCGGACAGAAUGGCGCCCAUGUCUUCCAGCGCUGCCACGUUCAAAGACACUAUGGGAUUCCACUUGCACCAGCCGCCCCUCCAGCCUAAUCACCACAACACUCACGACGCUCAGCAUCAGCCACAACAGAUGCCUUUACAACAGCAAGGUCAGCAACAGUCGCAGCACCAGCAGCAGAGAGAACAACAACAUGUCCAUCAGCACCAGCUUCACCACAGCCAACAUCAGACACAUCCGAACCAACAGCAGCACACAAGCGGGAACUUAGAAUGUUUGUUUCAUCAGGAUGUCAGAUUUUCCAGACCUCAUUCACAGCCCAGUCAUGGAUACCUGAGCCCCACUCCCCACUUUCCCCACCACGAGAUCCAAGUGCCCCCUCACGCCCACACACAGCCCACAAACCAACUCCAUCACAGCUACAACAUCAUGCCCCCGUUGUUGAAGCAUCAGGAACUGCAGGACCGGAACUUCAGCCUGACGGUCACGGCGGCAAGGCAUCACCAUGGCUACCCGCAUGGACCAAUGGCAGACGUGAGCGUCAAACAAGAACCACGUGACCACACCAACGAGGCUAAUUCCUAUUGCGAAACCAGGACAUGUUCCGUGUUUCCAAGACAAGAUCUUUCCGGACAACCAAGUCCACAAGAAGUGAUGCCGUAUUCCUAUGACGCCGCGAUGCGAUAUUUCUACCCUGACGACACCUCAUACUUGUCGCACUUCCGGGACAAACAUAAAGGACUUGAGAUGAAGCCAGACUUUUACAGAGACUUUUACCUGGAGAGAUAUCACAGAGAUGGUCAAGCUUCCUAUCAGAGGCGAGGGUCACUCCAACUCUGGCAGUUUCUGGUGGCCCUGCUGGACGACCCGUCAAAUGCUUCCUUUAUCGCCUGGACUGGUCGGGGCCUGGAGUUUAAACUUAUAGAGCCAGAGGAGGUAGCUAGACGAUGGGGCAUGCAGAAGAACCGUCCAGCCAUGAACUAUGACAAGCUGAGCCGGUCCCUCAGGUAUUACUACGAGAAGGGAAUCAUGCAGAAAGUUGCAGGCGAGAGAUACGUCUACAAGUUCGUCUGCGACCCGGAGGCUUUGUUUACCAUGGCCUUCCCGGACAACCACAGGCCCAUGCUCAAAGGAGACGCCCUUGGCAAGGAAGACGUCUUCAAGCCGCCAGCUCAGACGGCGGACAGCCUUGCGUCGUCUCCCCCAACAGGACAGCACCCUGCGCCGCCUCCCGCCAUGCGAGGCGGCGUGUUCAAUGUGUCAGGCCCCACACAGCCCCGCCCGCACGUGGCACACGGCGCCCCGUCCGUCACGGCGGAACAGCACCGUCUCCAGUACGUGCAAGAGUUUCAGAGGAUGUACGGGGCUGGUCCUUACAUGGAGGGCUGUGUAUACUGACACAGACACGAUGUACUGGAUUCAAUCACAUUCAAUCCAGUGAUGAAGAAUGCCAGUCAUUCUCACAUGGAAAUAUGUUCAGCCCAUUGGCUUCUUCGCUCAGGGCCUAGACACCAAGUCACAGACUUUCUGGACUUCAUGUUCCUCACUUUAAUGUAGGCCAGUGAAAUUACAAACCCAUGAAAGAAGUCUCAGAACAUAAUCUUGAAUCUUUGGCAGCUUGGCAAGUGGCAACACAGAGCUUCAAAGGAGUCCAUAACAGAAGUGACGCAUUUUAUUGGAACUAUUUGGAAACCUCUUUGGCAGGUACAGGUUUGUUGAUAACAGUUAAAUCAACAACCUGUGUUAAUAAUGAGGCUGAAGAACUCAUCCCACCAAAAGAGAUGUGCCCUAUGUUCCACAAAGAUUCCGACUGGAUGAGUCAGUAACUAGAUCUAGUAGGCCUAGUAGUGCAGUUACAUGUCACACCAAGCGUGUUUACCCUACACUACGUCAGAAACAAACAAAUUAAUCCGCCACAAGAAACUCUUGAAAAAAAUCGAAGUAAAUGGCAACAUAAAACAUUGGAUUGUAUUUCAAAUUGUUGAUGCUUUGAUUAUUGGCCUUUUAAAAAACCAAGAUCAAUAGCCCCCCCAAAAAGUGAAUUGGCUGGAGCAACAAUUAUCUUCUUAAUGAUUUCAAUACAAACAGCACAACUGAUGAGAGAAAUGUGUGCCAUAUCGUCGUCAUGGCAACGUAACAAGUGCCAUAGCUACUAAACACUCCAAUGCAUUUCUCAAAAGGAAUUAAGAGGAGUGUCAAACCAACCAGCACUGAGAGUAGGUGUCCCUUACUUUGCAAGUAAACAUGGGGCACUUAUAAAAUACAGACGUUACAUUAAAAAAACAACAACAAAAAAAAAAAAACAGUAGAUGAUUACGUCCUACGAGUAUCCCUAUAGAUUUCUUACAGAGUUUGGUACAUUAUUAGUAAAAGAAAAAAGGUUUCAAUGCUACAGAUCCUAAAGUCUAAUUAUCAAAGUAUAUCUAUAUUCUGCCAUAAGUUAUAUACAGGUAUGGAGUAUGUUGUUAUGUAAACCUUGGUGGCUACUCUCAGCCCGUGUGACUAAGUAUUUCUUCUUCUUUGUCGUUACUUUGUUUAAUUAAUGACAUAUUCAGAAAGACAUGAUUUAUGGCUAUGUUCUUCAUACAAACAUCUCACAUGGGAUGGAACAGAUUUUUUUUUAGUUCAGGCGCGGCGUCUACUUAUUUUGUAAGUCUCUGGACUCUUUAGUUUGUUCUCGAGUGUUGUGGGUUCAUGAUUAUUCACAUUUAGUUCUCAUGUGUAUUCAGUUUGUAAUAGAGUUAAGUGUACCGCCAAGUAAAGACUGAAGUAUGCAGGGCGGCCCUAACAAUUGCGGGGCCCUAUGCGAAAUGGAUUGCGCGGGGCCCAUUCUGGGUAGGGAUAAGGAUAAUAAUUGAAAAUUAAGAUUUUGUAUUAGAAAAUAAAUUCGUCUUUGUAUUAAUUUUUUUUUUAUUUUUAUUAAAUUAAAGCUGACAAUGCUGUUUUUUUUUUUUAUCUUGCGUAGGAUUGACGUUUACCAUAUUGAAUGGCAACCCCCAAGUGACAAUUCUUUUAUAAGGUUAUUUGUAUAACUUCAGGAGAUUUCCAUGACUUUUUAGUAACUUUUGCAGUUACAUGAGAUUUCCACGAGGCCCUG
This is a messenger RNA of Biomphalaria glabrata, 4010 nucleotides long. Its product is annotated as ETS translocation variant 4-like. Gene Ontology annotation, biological process: regulation of transcription by RNA polymerase II; cell differentiation. Bases 419 to 2311 code for a protein of 630 amino acids. Lineage: Eukaryota; Metazoa; Mollusca; Gastropoda; Planorbidae. Gene Ontology annotation, molecular function: DNA-binding transcription factor activity, RNA polymerase II-specific; sequence-specific DNA binding. The transcript has 10 exons. The record is from RefSeq and is a predicted model, not a curated record. Gene Ontology annotation, cellular component: nucleus.